Molecule: messenger RNA, 2329 nt
Organism: Diabrotica balteata
Lineage: Eukaryota; Metazoa; Arthropoda; Insecta; Coleoptera; Chrysomelidae
Source: the annotation of a GenBank genome assembly
CCUAAAUGUCAGAUUUGUUUUGUAUUGGUUUGUAAUUGUUAUUAAAAACGUAAAGUAACAAUGAAUUAUCUUGCAGAAGUUAUAUCUUCAGCCGAAGAAAUCGAAGUGGACGAGAUCAAUAAGAAGGUUCCCGAAUUAAAAUUAUCUAUAGAUAAACUUAAGAGUGAAUUAGUGCAAUACACAGAAAAUGUGUACAUCAAGUACAGUGGUAGGCCCAAACAGAAUAAAGAAAUGUUGUUAACGGCCCAAAAUCUUGAAAACGAGAUAAAUACGUUGCAGAAGCAUGCAGAGAAUGCCGUUAAGAAGCAACUGUUGAAGGCCAAUAACGAGCUUACAGAGCAUGUGGAUAGUUUGAACACCAUUGAUUUUUCCUUACAGGUACUGUUAAAAAUGUCCCAGGUCAAUGAAAAAUUAGUUGAGUUUACCACUCAAUUAGACUACAGAGAGUACCUAAGAUGCAUGCAAAUCAUUACUGGUUUAGAAAAAACCCUGGCAGACAUACCUGAAGAUGAACAAGUGGCAGUUAUUGAAGAAUUGAAACGCCAAGUCAAGGAAAAGUCAAUAGGUCUAGCCCAUGAGGUCGAAAACAUAUUUAAAGAAAAUGUAAUCACACAACAUAAAGAUAGUACUGCUAGUAUUAAAAUUUCGUCAAAUAUUAGCACUUUGGAACAAGCCUUACUGGCUAUGUUUUAUAAUGAGACUGAUACCCAUAAAUGUAAUCUCAAAUUAAGUGAGUUCAAUAGGUUUUUGUGGAACAACUUUUUUGUUCCUAUAGUUGAUAACAUUGUAGAUAUUAAAAUAGACCAAAACGGGCAGUAUUCAUUAAUAGAAUUAGUUGUUAAAGAAGCUGAUAAGAAGUCGGAAUAUGGUGUAGUUUUUUCCAAUAUAAAGACUCUUUUAAGUUUUUUAGAGCAGCAUUUUAGUUUUCCAUUAACAACUUCAGAUAAUGGAUUAACUACAUUGGAAUAUGUUGGUCUGGAUAUCCGAGAUAAUUUAUCAGAGCUACUAAUAAAGCAUUGUUUACAGGAUACUAUACCUUCUACAGUCGAAGGCUUGAAAAACUACAAAGUAGUAACUGAGGAGACUGAAAAACUGGAAAAAGCCUUAAAACACUCUAAACUAUUUUCCGAAGAUGCUACACCUUUAAUAGAAUAUGCAAAUAACAUUGAUAUAUUGUUCAUUAACAAGAAAUGUAGAGAGUAUUGUGUGCAGUCAGAGCAAAUUAUGAAAAAAGAUUUACAUGAUAUGAUAGAAGUUGGAGAGCCUUACAAUCCAAAUAAUCCGUUGGAGUGUGGAGUUGGACAAUUUUUACAAUGUUGUAUAUCAAAAAAUGUGAUAGAACUGCUGAAUUUUUGUGAAAAAAUUUUGCAACAAUCUGUUAAAAGUACUGAUGUAAAUGCAGGUAGGAUUUUGGUAACGAUACAGAAUAUCUUUAGGAACUACACAAAGUUCGUGCCUGAGUACCACAAUAAGUUGUUGAAGACUAUACCACAACAAGUAGCACUGUUCCAUAAUAAUUGUUUUUACAUAGCUCACAAGCUGAUAGAAUGGAACGGGAUGUAUUUAUUCAAGGCACAUUCUACUCUCAACAUUUCCAGUACAGGUUUCGAGCUAGAGGUGUGCCAGUUGAGACAAGUGGGCUCUGAAAUAUUUAAUAAUUAUGUUAAAGGACAGAUGAAACAAAUAAACGAAAUUAUGAAAGAUAGUGGGCUGCAAGAAGUUGCUUUAGCCGGGGAAUUACAGCCAGUUACAGAAAAAUGUAUCCGGCAGUGCAUUAGACAACAAGAACUGUUGAAAACUGUGUGGCACAAAGUUCUAUCAUACCGGAUAUAUAAUGAAACGUUAGGUAUUAUACUCAACACUCUUUGUACCAAUAUUAUCACACCUAUAAUCGUCUUGGAAGAUAUAUCGACUAAUUUAGGAGAGCAGUUAGUGGAGCUCAUAAAAAUUAUACUCAGUCGAGGUCCAAAGUUAUUCACUGACAGCAAAGAAAUAAGUAUAUAUGUUCCCUCAUGGUACAAACUCAAUGAGCUCAAUUUUGUUCUGGGAGCAAGUUUAAUAGACAUCAGUGACCGUUGGGCAGACGGUAAAGGUCCGUUGGCGCUGCAGUUUAAGCCGGUGGAGCUGAAGACGCUCAUAAGAGCUCUGUUUCAGAAUACUGAUAGGAGAGCAGCCGUGCUAGCUAGAAUUCAAGACUAACUGUAUUUUUGUAAUUUUAUUAACUGAAUUGUGCCUUGUUGAGGGAUGGUCAGAUAAAUCAGGAACGAUGUAAAGAUUUUAUUUAUUGAAGAUUGUUAUUUUCUAUGCUUUUAAUAAAAUAUUUAUUUAU